Molecule: messenger RNA, 1638 nt
Organism: Neoarthrinium moseri
Lineage: Eukaryota; Fungi; Ascomycota; Sordariomycetes; Amphisphaeriales; Apiosporaceae
Exons: 2
Coding region: 1-1638 (545 amino acids)
Biological process (GO): transmembrane transport
Cellular component (GO): membrane
Molecular function (GO): transmembrane transporter activity
Source: RefSeq, a predicted model, not a curated record
AUGUCUCCCAACGAUGUUCCUUCAUCCGAAAGAAGGGCUUCUGUCAGUGAUGAGAACCGUCUGGCACAGUUUGGUUAUAAGCAAGAGUUGAAGCGUGAUUGGGGUCUGUCUCACAACUUCGGUGUCUCCUUCUCCAUCAUUAGCGUCAUCACAGGCCUGACGACUCUGUUCACUUAUGGCCUCAACACCGGCGGACCAGCUGUCAUGUCAAUCAGCUGGAUUGUGGUGUCCUUUUUCACCAUGAUGGUUGCGAUCGCCAUGGCUGAGAUCGUUUCCGCGAUUCCAACCUCAGGUGGCCCUUAUUUCUGGGCAGCGAUGCUUGCGCCUCCGCAGCACUCUCCAUUCGCUGCGUGGAUGACAGGCUGGUUUAACCUCUUAGGCCAGGUAGCUGUGACAACUGGUAUCUCAUUUGGACUGGCCAAUUUGAUUCCCACGGCUGUAGCUGUUAAAAACCCCGACUACGAAUCUACACCAGCCAAGACGGUUGGCAUCUAUGCUGCCGUACUGGUGUCGCAUGCCCUUGUCAACUCAUUCGGAGUUCAUGCCUUGCGGUUCUUGAAUAACGCAAGUAUCAUUCUUCACUCGGCCGGUAUUACUGCACUUUGCAUCGCUGUUCUUGCCAAGGCUCCUUCCCAUCAGCCUGGGUCAUUCGUCUUCGGCUACUUUUACGAUGGUACCGGUUUAGACGCACCUGGAUGGAGCGACCGCGCGAGCGUCGGCUAUGUUGUUGUAUGUGGCGCCUUGCUUUCACAGUACACGCUCACGGGAUUUGAUGCCUCGGCCCAUCUCUCUGAGGAGACCAAGAAUGCAUCAUGGUCAGCACCCAUAGGAGUUGUGUCCUCGGUUGGAUUCAGUGCUCUAUUUGGAUUCUUUGUCCUCAUGGCGCUCCUGUUUUCGAUUCAGAACUUUGACGAUGUUAUCAACACUGAGGUCAACUACGGCUCGCCAGUCUUGAAGAUAUUUGUCGACGUAUUCGGUGAGGACGGCGCCCUCGCCUUGUUUACCCUGAUCAUGGUAUGUGUGUGGCAUUGCGGCCUUUUCAGCAUGACUUCGAAUAGCCGAAUGAUGUUUGCUUUUGCCCGUGAUCGGGGAAUACCACACUUCUUCCAUCAAGUGGACACUCGGUUUCGUAGCCCGAUUCGUACUGUGUGGCUUGCAGCGACUCUCAGUUUUAUCCUCGCACUGCCUAGUCUCGGCUCGAGCGUUGCGUUCUCGGCUGCUACCAGUAUCGCGACCAUCGGGCUCUAUAUCUCCUACGGACUGCCUAUACUGAUAGGAUUGAUCUGGCAAAAGCCUUUCGAGGCAAUGAAGGGUCCGUUCAAUCUCAAAGGUCUCAGCCGUCCGAUCGCUGGGAUAGCAUGUGCGUGGAUCAUGGCCAUCACAGUUGUGUUCUGUCUUCCAACAAGUAAUCCGGUGACCGAUCAGACCUUGAACUAUACCGUAGUGGCUGUGGGCAUUAUCGCAGUGGGCGCUACACUUGCAUGGGUAAUCAGUGCCAGGAAAUGGUUCACAGGUCCUGCAGCAGAAGUGGCCGAGGCCAUGAGGUUAGGCGUUGAUUUGAUGGAACCUGGUGCGCUGGAGGAGAAAGAGAAACACGUGGGAGCCAAGGAGAUUGGCGCUGGGCCUGCCAGUGAGUGA